Molecule: messenger RNA, 4122 nt
Organism: Naegleria gruberi
Lineage: Eukaryota; Heterolobosea; Eutetramitea; Acrasida; Naegleriidae
Product: lar to transcriptional regulator ATRX (X-linked helicase II)
Exons: 1
Coding region: 1-4101 (1366 amino acids)
Cellular component (GO): nucleus
Molecular function (GO): ATP binding; ATP hydrolysis activity; ATP-dependent chromatin remodeler activity
Source: RefSeq, a predicted model, not a curated record
AUGCCGAGAAGAUCAACUCGACAACGUACCGUUAAAAAGCUGGAUGACGAUUAUGAAUACGAAGAUACAGCAGGAAAGAAGAAAAAAGCAGCUGCUAGUACAACAACACCUAAGAAAAAUCAAGCAACAAAAAGAAAGGCUUCAACGGAAGAGGUUGAGGAAGAAGAGGAUGUAAAACCAUCAUCAUCAACAAUUUUACUCUCUGCUCCACCGGUGCAACCUCCUAAAGAGAAAAAGACUACGAAAAAACGUAAAACAAAGAAGGAAAAGGAAGAGGAACAGAGGGAAAGUCUCAAGUUGAGAGAAAAAUUGCACAAGGAAAUGGAGGAGGCAAAGGAAAUGGAAAAACGUAACAUGGAGGAAAUGAUUAAAAAAGAGAAUGAAAAGAAGAGACUAGAGGAAGAAGCUAAGAAAAAAGAGGAAGAUGAAGCUAAAAAUUCAACCACCUCUCCAUCUCCAUCAUCAACAACUUCAUCAACACCUGCAUCAUCAAAAUCAUCAAAAUCAUCAAAAAAGAAGCCUAAGGAAGUUGAACCACAACAACAGGACAUGAGUGACGAUGAAGAAGAGGAAGAAGAUGAAUCUCUUGGAUUUUCCGAUUUACAAAGAGUGAUAAAUCUCUCUAAUGAUGCAUUGGAAAAACCAGUACUUAUCCAUGGUGGAUUUAUAAAGGUACUUAAACCUCAUCAAUUGGAAGGAAUUCGUUUCUGUUGGAAGCACAUUUCAAAAGGAAGAGGAUGUGUUUUGGCCCACAGUAUGGGUCUAGGAAAGACCUUGCAAAUGAUUGCUCUCGUGCAUACAUUAAUGAUUUCUAGCAAUAUGAAAACAAGAAAUAUUUUAAUUGUGUGUCCUAAGAGUGUCAUUUUGAAUUGGGAUGCAGAAUUUAGACAAUGGCUUGAUAAAUGUGUUCAUGCUACAGUCUCAAUACGUACCAUUAAGGAUAGGGACAAGAGUUAUGAAAGUAGAUUGAAAAAGUUACAAAAAUGGAAAAAGAGGGGAGGUAUUCUCAUUCUCUCCUUUCAAAUGUUUCACAGAUUCCUUGGUCACUACAGCAAAGAUAAAGAUUAUGAAAGUUUAGCCUAUCAGAAAAAUCAACUCCAACAAUACAAAGUUCAAAAAGAAACAAGGAGAUCACUGGGAAUUUCUACUCUGGAUCUUGAAGCCACAAUUAAGGAUUUGGUAGAACAAACUGAAAAAACAGAAAAAAAGCUUCGACAGAGAGAAGAUUUCGAAGAAGAAGCAAGUGAUAUUAUCAUUAAUGGUACUCAGCUAGUUAUAGUUGAUGAAGCUCACAGAAUGUGUUCCAACACAGAUAUCUACAUCAAUCAAGCUCUUAAUAGACUCGAAACUCAAUUAAGAAUUGCACUUACAGGAACUCCAGUUCAAAACAAUUUGAUGGAAUACUACGCAAUGAUAAAUUGGAUUAGAAAGGGAUAUUGGACAAAUGAGGAAUUUUUCGGAUUCUUUUCCAAACCAAUUCAAUCAGGUAUGAGAAAGGACUCUGAUGAUCAGGCUGUAGAAGAAAUGAAAAAGAGUUCCUUUUUAUUGGUGAAAGAAUUGGAAGAAUUUAUCCACCGUAGAGAUCAAUCGGUUUUAAGAGAUAGUUUACCUCCAAAACACGAAUAUGUCAUUAGUUUCAGAGUGAAUCCAUUACAAGCCAAGCUAUACAAGGCCUUUGCUGAUGCUCGUCAAAGAGAAGAACGUAAAUAUGGAGCAGGAUCUGCUUCAGGCUCUGGACUUUUUGAUCCAAAGUUUUAUAGUCAACCGUUAACGAGAGAGCAAAUUGAUAGCUCCUCUAAAACUUUAUUUUAUCUUUCAGUUUUAUUGAACAAGAUUACAAACCAUCCUGACCUUGUCAGAAUGUACUGUGAAAGAAGAGAUUUUACUUAUGAAGAUGCCAUGAAGCACCCUGGAGUUUUCAUUACCAGAGAGGAAAUGCAAGAAAAGAGAUAUCAAAACGAAGAAGAUGAGGAUGGAAUGUAUGAUGAAGAUGAACCAGAAACUCCAAAAGUCAAAAAGAGUGAAUCUCCAAUCAAAACUGGCUCAGCUAGUUCUAUCAAGAAUGAAUCUCUCAAGAGAGAAUCAUCUUCAUCUGGUGUGAAGAGUGAGCCAAUUUCAUUAGAUGACGAUGAAGAUUUGUUCAGUAUGGACUUGUUGGGCUCAAUAUCAUCACAACCAAAAACACCUUCUUCUUCAACAACCAAAAAGGAAAGUCCCUUCUCUGAAGACAAGAAAUUACAACCUAAGAAAGAGGAACCUAGAUCCAAAAAAUCCUCUGCCAAGUCUAAAAAGGAAGAUAAUGACACUCCUAAAUCUAAGAAGAAUAAGAUUAAAUCCUCCCUUGAUGAAGAGGAUGAACUGGAAGAAGAUUUUGAUAAUGUUAACGCUAAGGCCGAAGAGGAAUUGGGGCAUAAUCUCUUUUGGGCAGCACCAGUUCUAGCAAAUGACUACAAAUUACACAAUGCUAGGAAUAGUCCAAAAAUGGAAUUCUUGUUGAGAAUUAUUGAAAAAUGUUAUCUCAACAAUGAAAAGAUAUUAGUUUUCACUCAAUAUGUAGAAAUGUUGGAUGUUAUGGAGGCUGUUUUCAAACAUACUCCAAUUGUGGUUGGAACCGAGGAAGAUGAAGAUAAUCAAACUGUUCCUAUUAGGAAAACUCUUUCUAAGGGAGAUGAUUAUCUUAGAAUGGAUGGAUCAAUUUCAGGCAGAGCCAGACAGGACUUAGUCGAUAGUUUUACAGAAGAAUCAACAGCUCAUGUUUUUAUUAUCAGUACAAAGGCAGGUGGUUUAGGUAUCAAUUUGAUAGCUGCAACACGAGUCGUUAUUUUUGAUCCGUGUUGGAAUGAUACUUGGGACAAGCAAGCAUUGUUUAGAGCAUAUAGAUAUGGUCAGAAAAAACCUGUCUAUGUGUAUAGAUUUGUUACUUAUGGAUCCGCAGAGGAAAAGAUUUUCAAUCUGAGUACUGCCAAAGCUUGGUUGGCAAAACGUAUUGUAGACGACAAGACUCCAGAUCUCAUUAUGAAGAAGGGUGAUUUGGAAAUUUUGAAUCAGGCCCUUAGUAUUGAGGAAACCAUGACUGAUAAGCUUCUUCUCAAUCCUAAACAGUAUCAGGAAGAUCCAAUACUAAAAGAUUUAUUGGGUGUUAAUUGGAACUAUUCUGAAGAAGUUAUUGAUCCACUCAAGCCAGUACACAUCACUAUUGAUGAAGACGAGGAAAAACCAGAGGAUAAACAAGCCAAGAAACCAGAUACAUUCUAUCCAGAAGAGGAGGAAGAUCUCUCUGGCGAAUUCAAUGUCCAACGUAAAAUUAAGAGUGUUUUCAGAUAUGAUUCCCUCUUUGUGGAAAAUGAGAGUCUUCGUCUUGAAGAGAGUGAACAAGAACGUAGUAUCUCUGAAUAUGAACAAAGGAGAAAGGAUGCACGUGAAAAUCCAGGUAAAUUACUUGCUGAGAUUAUGGCAGAUGAUCUCUAUGAUCCUAGCAUGCUUAUUUCACCUUCUGCACUUGUACCUUCAUCGGUGGGAGUUUUACCAAACGUGGAUGGUCCAUUGACUCCAGCUUUAGAGUCAUCCAGAUUGGGUUUAUUGGCCAGAUUACAACAAUUCAUUCAAGCUCAGGAUAAUAAUGCAGAUAAUGAAAGUAAUGCCGAUAGAGAGGCAACCACAACACUCAAUACUAUGUGGCAACAAGUUUCUGCUAACGAAGGUGUAAUGAAAAUGAUUAACAAAUUGAGGAAGAGAAGACAGAGAAUGAUUGCAGCCCAAGGAUUAUCUGCAUCACAAGCAAACACUCCUCAGAGUAUGACUCCUACCACACCAAGUCUGCCACCUUCUUCAUUCACAUUUGAUGCAUUGCAACAAAAUAAUGGUUAUGCAUCCUCACCACCACCAUUCAGUUUUAACAACCCAUCUCAAUUUAACUUGAUGCCACCACCAUCUUCCUCAUCAGUUGCUUCAUCCUCUCGUGGUCCAAUUUUCUCAAUUCCUGUCAUUUCAGCAGAUGAACCAAUUGAAAUUUCACCUCUCCCUUCCUCAACAGCAACAAGAAGAACCAAUGCAACACCUUUUAACAAUUCCAUUUCUUUAGACUCUGACGAUGAUGAAUAAACAUUUACAAUACCAACCUUG